CAUAUAGACAAAGUAAACGACCGGUGAAGCGCAGUAGCAUCCUCGGUCACGUGACAAGAAACGGCUAGUGUCUGGAUGAACAAACGCACCCAAGCCAAUGACAGAAAUGGCCACCACGGAAGUCGAGCACAGACGAGGUCAGCUCGCUGCUCUGUCUAUAGCAGCAGUGGUCAUCGUCGUGGGAGUCCCUCUAUGGUGGAAAACCACUGAAACCUACCGCGCCUGGUUGCCUGUCAGUCAGAUCCAGGAAUUAGCGAAGCUGGAGCUCCAGCUGAGCGCAGAUGUGGAGGUUGUUUUUGCCCGUGGCACCGUCCCACCAGAGCAGCAGAAGAAGAUGCCUCUGACACAGACCCAGGAGGAGGAUCAUGCAGUUGAUGAAGAUACAGCUCUGAAGUACAGGUAUGAGACUAGAUAUCGGACGGCUACGGUCAUGGAGGAGGACGCCCUGAACAAGCCUACGGCGGCGGAGGCAGAUCUGGCUCUGCACAUGCUCAGUGAGAGUCCAUGUGGUUCUCUGGUCAUAUAUGUGAUCCCUGAGUCGUCCUCACAGCUGCCUCAGGAUGCCGACGUGUACAUCGGCCAGCGGCGGACUGCGCUGCUCCGUGUCGUCGAGCAGAUGAGAGCGGCGAAGACACUGGAGCAGCUGCUGCAUCACCUGCAGCCUCAAAUCAAGCAGGUGCUGAGAGUGAUGUCUUUCAGCCGCGCCGACAUCACCGCUGCCCUCAGCGACAGAGUCCGUUUCCACCCGGGCAGCAAAGAGAGCGUUGCUGACAGCAUGAGAGCCUUCAAAUCCAGUCCAGGUUACGAGAUCACAUUCAGCUUGUUAAACCCCGACCCAAAGUCUCACCGGCUGUACUGGGACAUCGAGGGUGCCGCGCAGACCUACAUACAGCCUUUACUCACCAAAAUGUCCCCAGUGGCUAACUUUAGCAUCGACUCUCAGACCUUGCACUAUACCAUGCUUGGCGUGAACCCACGAUAUGAUGCCAGCCGCGGUGCUUACACGCUCAAUGCCGACAGUCUUGCACAUGUCAUCAACCCGGUGGAGGCCAGACUUGGCUCUAAUGCUGCAUCUUCCAACCCAGUGUUGAAUUUUCUUCUGUAUGUCCCUGAUGCCCACCAUUCACCUCUUUACAUCCAAGAUCACCACAAGCAGGAGGUGCCCUCCAAUGCAUUUCACUCUCCCCGCUGGGGUGGAAUUAUGGUUUAUAAUGUGGACGGUUACUAUGAAACAGAGGCAGAGUUCCCUGUUGACAUAAACAUCAACAUGGCUAAAGUCAUGGGGGUCUUCCUCGCGCAGCUUCGACUGUUGUUGGGUGUGCAGUCAUCUCCCCCUCCCACCGGCUUCCUGGUGGCACCGUGCGGCAGUACCGGACUCGCCGACUGGGAGCUGGACCGGCUCAUGUGGAGCCGCUCGGUGGAAAACAUCGCAACAGCGACCACAACGAUCACCUCUCUGGCACAGCUGCUCGACCAGAUAGGCAACAUUGUCAUCAAUGACAACAUCGCAGAACAGGUGUCCAGCGCUGUGGCCUCUCUGCAGCUGGCCGUUGCAGAGCUGGAGGCAGGAAACCUCGGGUUCGCCCUGCAGUUCAGCAAAGAAGCCAUCCUGGCUUCAGAGAAGGCCUUCUUCGAUCCCUCACUCCUCCAUCUCCUCUACUUUCCCGAUGACCAGAAGUUUGCCAUCUACAUUCCUCUCUUUCUGCCGAUGUGUGUGCCUAUCCUGCUGUCUCUGCUCAAAAUAGCUUCCGAGGCUAGACAGAAACGCAGAGAAAAGCAAGCCAAGAAAGACUGAUAGAAAGAAAGGUGGAGAGUGUGAAAUGGGGGGGGGGGGCAUGUUAUGGAGAAACCGGUUUGUUGGUGGCCUUGACAUUUAGAUGCAAAUGUGGGCUCUAAGAAAUUGUUCUUUACAGUGUUUGUGUUUGGGGAUAUUACUCUGUUGGUGGAGAUCAAGAUGGGUGUUUGUUGCAAGAUUAUAUUAAAUGACUACUGGAACUGUUGCUGUACAUUCGAAAGCUUGAAUUCUUGUAAAUGUGUACAACUUUUAUAUAUGAACUCCACUUUCUAAUGUAAAUUAUUAAGAAUAAAAGACUAAAGCUGUAAAUCCCA
Molecule: messenger RNA, 2109 nt
Organism: Fundulus heteroclitus (mummichog)
Lineage: Eukaryota; Metazoa; Chordata; Actinopteri; Cyprinodontiformes; Fundulidae
Gene: pigs
Product: phosphatidylinositol glycan anchor biosynthesis, class S
Exons: 12
Coding region: 98-1795 (565 amino acids)
Biological process (GO): attachment of GPI anchor to protein
Cellular component (GO): GPI-anchor transamidase complex
Source: RefSeq, a predicted model, not a curated record